CGAAAACGCUGAAUAAUUCUAACUUGGCUGCCAUUGCUCGAACAUCCUCUCCACCAUCUUGGAUCCACAUUACUAAUGGUCAAGAUGCUGAAUUUCUAGGGGCGUUCUGCUGAGCUUUAUUUAAAGGAUUGGGCAACUUGAACCCUCGAACUCGGCCUUUCGACAGCCGUAUCACCACCAACACCAUCCCAUCUCGCCUUACCUUACCAUACCCAUCCUGCCCCACUAACUAUCUCAUCAUUCUCAUAUCAUCCCCGCAGUACACCUCCCAAUCAUGACCACCACCGGCGAGUUCCGCUACCUGGACCCUGCCUCCAUCUCGGCCGGCAUCAAGCCCUGGUCAAAGGUCGACGGCGCCUAUACUUCCUUCACGCUCACUCCGCGCCGGCGCAGCGUCACCAACCUCCGCGACCACCUCACGCCCGACGCCCGGCCGGGCACCUUCGGUAGCGACAUCGACGUAUCCGGCUUCGCAGCCUACCACUUCCCAGCCGCCGAGAAGUCCUUCACCGACGACUCGGCGGUCCGCACAGGCUACUACGAGGAAGUUAAAACCCUGCUGCGUUCCAAACUGACGGGUAAGAUCUCGCAUAUUGAGAUCUUCGACCACACCAUCCGCCGCCACGACCCCACCUCCCCGCGCCAACCCGUCCAGCAAGUGCACGUUGACCAGACCCCGGCGGCAGCCGAGAACCGCGUGCGCCGGCACGUCAAGCUGCCCCCGGCCGAGCUCGACGCCCUGCUCAAGCGGCGCUACCAAAUCAUCAACGUCUGGCGCCCCAUCGGCCACCCGGCAACCGACUUCCCGCUCGCGGUCAUCGACUGGCGCACCACCAAGCCAAGCGACCUCGUCCCCGUCGACCUCCUCUACCCGAUUCACCACCGCGCAGCCGGGGACGACGAUGACGACGACCGCGGCAAGGAGACACUGCCGGACAUGACCAAGGCAGCCAGCACCGAGGGGUAUGAGGUGAAAGGCGAGACGUACGGGGUGUUGCCCAGCGAGGCGCACAAGUUUUACUAUGUCAAGGACAUGACGCCCGACGAGGCGCUGCUGCUCAAGUGCUUCGAUAGCUGGGGCGAGGGCAAGCCUGGCGGAAGGAAGGGGUUUGCUGGGUGGACGCCGCAUACGGCGUUCGUGGAUCCGGCGACGCCUGAGGGAACCAAGGGGAGGGAGAGUAUUGAGGUGAGGUGUUUGGUGUUUUACGAUGAGUAGAGGUAUUAAGGGAGUGUGGGUAGGGCUGGCAAGGCGACGAUUGAUGUUUACGAGAGAUGUGGGAUCAAGUGCUUACAGCAUUGUGUUUGCAUAGACUACCUUAGUAAUGCUGAAAUAUUAUUG
This is a messenger RNA of Parathielavia appendiculata, 1339 nucleotides long. RefSeq lists its product as uncharacterized. The record is from RefSeq and is a predicted model, not a curated record. The coding region runs from base 275 to 1216 and encodes 313 amino acids. Lineage: Eukaryota; Fungi; Ascomycota; Sordariomycetes; Sordariales; Chaetomiaceae. Gene Ontology annotation, molecular function: oxidoreductase activity. The transcript has a single exon.